Molecule: messenger RNA, 1952 nt
Organism: Malaclemys terrapin pileata
Lineage: Eukaryota; Metazoa; Chordata; Testudines; Emydidae
Gene: WNT9A
Product: Wnt family member 9A
Exons: 4
Coding region: 27-1139 (370 amino acids)
Biological process (GO): canonical Wnt signaling pathway; multicellular organism development; cell fate commitment
Cellular component (GO): extracellular region
Molecular function (GO): cytokine activity; frizzled binding
Source: RefSeq, a predicted model, not a curated record
AUGAUCAGCCCUAGCGCUGCAGCAAAAUGCUGGAUGGACACCUCCUUCUGGGAUGGCUCUCCUCCUGCGCGCUCCUAGUGCUGCUGGGCGGCGCCCCGGGACCCUCCGCCGCCUACUUCGGGCUGACUGGGAAUGAACCUCUGACCAUCCUCCCUCUGACUUCAGAAAUGGAGGAAGCUGCCGUCAAGGCCCAUUAUAAAGUGUGCGACCGCCUGAAGCUGGAGAAGAAGCAGCGCCGGAUGUGCAGGCGGGAUCCAGGGGUGGCCGAGACCCUCGUGGAGGCCAUCAGCAUGAGUGCCCUGGAGUGCCAGUACCAGUUCCGCUUCGAACGGUGGAACUGCACCCUCGAGGGGCGCUACAGAGCCAGUCUGCUGAAGAGAGGUUUUAAGGAAACAGCCUUCCUUUAUGCCAUUUCCUCGGCCGGGCUCACCCACGCCAUGGCCAAGGCCUGCAGCGCUGGGCGCAUGGAGCGCUGCACCUGCGACGAGGCUCCCGAUCUGGAAAACCGAGAGGCCUGGCAGUGGGGCGGUUGCGGUGACAACCUCAAGUACAGCAACAAGUUUGUCAAGGAGUUCCUAGGGAAGAAAUCCAACAAGGACCUGCGAGCCAGGGUGGACUUUCACAACAACCUCGUGGGCAUGAAGGCUUCGUUCUUCUAUCUGCAGGUCAUCAAAGCUGGUGUGGAGACUACUUGUAAGUGCCAUGGCGUGUCCGGAUCCUGCACUGUCCGAACGUGUUGGCGGCAGCUCUCUCCGUUCCAUGAGAUCGGCAAGCAGCUGAAGCAGAAAUAUGAGACGUCCCUCAAAGUGGGCAGCACCACCAACGAGGCCACGGGGGAAGGGGACAUCUCGCCACCCAAGAAAUCCACCCCUGGCCACAGCGAUCAAAUCCCAAGGACUACAGAUCUUGUCUACAUUGACGAUUCCCCUAGUUUCUGUCUGAUGAGCAGGUAUUCGCCUGGGACUUCAGGAAGGAAAUGUUACAAGGACAAGAAUUGCGAGAGCAUUUGCUGCGGCCGAGGUCACAACACACAGAGCAGGGUGGUCACACGGCCGUGCCAGUGCCAGGUUCGCUGGUGCUGCUACGUAGAGUGCAAGCAGUGUACUCAAAGAGAAGAAGUUUAUACCUGCAAAGACUAACGCAUGCUCUGCCUAAUGGAGAUCCUCGGUGGUGGGAGAUUAUGAUCUAUGAGAACUACACAUGGAGACAAACAGGGUUUGACUGACAUUCUAGGAUCUGAAAGCUAUGUUGAGACAUAAGCACUUUGUAGGGUACAGGUGACCCAGCUGUGUUGCUGUUCUUUUUUGUUUGUUGGGUUUUUUUUCUGUAGACUGAAUUUUAACCAUGAGGUCCAACCGUGUGGAAAUAAGUGCCUGUCAUAUUGGGGUUAGGUACCAGUAGACCCUCACCAAAGCGGUCCAUGAACCCAUCAGCUUGAUAGAUCACUCACUUAUCUUGAGGUUUUGAUUAUUUCACCAAUCCUCCCCAAAACUCCUGGAAAUCUACCUGACUGUCCAGACAGCUACGCAAAUGAGCGAGAUAAACUGACUUCGGAUCUUUUUGCCUUGAAACGUUGUGGUCAAGGUAAUUGUGGCGCCCUAAAGAUAGGGGGUGGGCUAAGCGUAGAGAGUACCAAUCGUUCCUCUAGUGGAAUUUCUGCAGAUCUAGCAUAAAAAGCUCUGACAAAGAGCUACCCUCAAAAGUGGGUCUAUCUUUUUUUUUUUUUUUUUUUUUUUUUUUUUUUUUUUUAGUGAACAUAGCUUCAGAAAUGUUGGGGUCCGUCCAGCUUGCCAUGUUGCAGACAACAAAAAGUUUGGGAAGAGUUCAGACACACCCGCCCCCUUCAGCCUGAUUGGACACUCAUCUUCAUGUGUUCUUCAGAUGCAGGUUUUUUAGCACAAUCACUGUCUUAAUUUAAAAAAUAAAACCACUAGAAGACCUUUCACUUUUCA